GUUUAAUUAGAAAAAUUCGCUCCAACCUUCUUUCCAACUAGAGUUAUCGUUAACGAAGCCACAAACCUUUCUUUUAUUUGAAAGGACGACAAUCUGAUAUCGCAGGUUUAGUUGCAGUCGGUGCAAAAAAAUCAGAGAAAGUUCUCUCAACAUCAGAAAUUGGGCGAUCACUGAGAGUCAGAAAACAACAACAAUCGCCGCAGUCAAUUUCCUAUGGAAAACCUUUCAUUUAUCAAUUACCCCAGGAAGUGAAUGCAUUAUUCCGUGACCUGAACUAGCACACUCAUUAACGUCUUUUGUUUUCUUCAAAUUAGUUUAUCAAAAAACAGAAUUCUAUCGACAUAGAAUAUUACUUGUUCUCCUCUCUUUGAUUCCUUGGCGCUGAUGGAAACAAGGUCAACUCUUCACAAUGAAAAGAAAAAAAUCACUAAGUUUCUCAAAAAGUUUGCCGAAAAAUGCGUCAGUGCUGUUUACUUUCUUGCUUAUUUCGCUAGAAAAUGUUCAGAAGUCAGAUCAAAUUGAGUUAUCGGGAAACAGACAGUCAUUUAUUCAAUUCGAAACUCCGAGUUGCCGAGUAAGAUGCAACAUCAGCGUACAAUUUAUUCCCCAGUCGGAACAUGGGCUGCUUUUAUAUAUGGAUUCCGAAGGAUCUACGAAAGAUUAUGUUUACAUCUACUUAAUAGACAACCAAGUUGGCGCCACCUUCUCCUCAGCCAAUCAGAACUCAGCAUUUUUCACUUCGGAAGGCUUCGUCACCAAGUACAACUGGAACGAGAUUUCGAUUGGGAGACUUGAAAAUGGUGUCAAUUUCACAUUUAACGACGAAAGUGUUCUUUUAGAUGGAGUUUAUUCAGAUCUUUUUGACAGAAUUACGAGUGGCUUAUACAUUGGAGGCGUGCCUUCAGACACUGAGUUUGACCAGCUUUCGUUUCCGAAUGUUUAUUACAAGCCACACUAUGGAGGAAAGGUGCAAAAUAUACGCAAUGAUAUGGGAGACAAUUGGUUUGAAUCCCUUUCGAUCCGAUCACACCUCGGGGCUACUUUCACAAUAUCAGACGAGAAGUGUGUCCUGUCUUCUUCAUCAUCUUUUUCUGCUGCUGCUGCACCUUCAUAUCAAGACUCCUCCUCUCUCAACCCCACCACAACAGCUACCUCCACCCUCUCCUUCUUCCACUACUCCUCCCCCUGUGAGAGUGACUCACUGUGCCAGGUGGACUCGGAUGACCCGGCAGCCACCAGUUGUGUCUGCAGAAGGGGGUUCACAGGGCAACUCUGCCAACAGUCGGGAAAGUGA
This is a messenger RNA of Symsagittifera roscoffensis, 1294 nucleotides long. RefSeq lists its product as uncharacterized. The record is from RefSeq and is a predicted model, not a curated record. The transcript has 4 exons. The coding region runs from base 410 to 1294 and encodes 294 amino acids. NCBI's taxonomy places the organism in Eukaryota, Metazoa, Xenacoelomorpha, Acoela, Convolutidae.